AUGAUUGUGCCUCUUGUAGUCAGUGUGCUGAUGGUUCCUGGGGUUGGAGGCCAUGCUCUGGACACGCCACACCUCCCACAGGACCUGACUCCAGGACUCUCAAAAAAUAUCAAUAGCACAUUCUUCAAUGGGAUGUUUAAGAACGUCGAAAGUGUCACUGAAAUACUUGACUGCCUGGGCUCCCACUUCAGCUGGCUGCAGGCUGUCUUCACCAACUUUCCUCUGCUGCUCCAAUUCGUGAACGGCAUGCAAUGUGUGGCUGGUCUUUGCCCCCGAGACUUCGUGGACUAUGGCUGCUCCUGCAGGUUUGAAAUGGAAGGGCAGCCCGUGGAUGAAUCUGACAGCUGCUGCUUCCAGCACCGCAGGUGCUAUGAGGAGGCCGCCGAGAGGGACUGUCUCCAAGACCCUGCCAAGCUCAGCGCAGAUGUUGAUUGUGUCGGCAAGAAGAUCACAUGUAAGUCCACAGACCCGUGUGAGCACCUGCUGUGCACUUGUGACAAGGUUGCCAUAGAGUGCUUGGCUCAGUCCAGCAUCAACUUCUCCCUCAAUCUUCUGGAUCCCUCCCUCUGCCUUCAGACUCCAGAGACAACCAGCCAGAAAGGGCUGGCAACACUGCUGCCUGGAGUGGUUCCUGCAGAAGCCACGGACACCAGCCUGACAGCGCACUCAGGAGAAGUGGCUGCUGAGAGACCGACCAGUCUUGCAAGGACAGAACCUAGGCAGGAUCUGGAAGGCAUGGAAGCUGCUAAGGCCACACCUGCGCCAGGGUCUGCAGAGAUUGUUGCCACAGCUAAGGCUGUCACCCUUGUCCCUGAUGGCAAUAGCUCUUCAGGGUUGGCGGUGCCAUCCAUGGAGAGCAGUCCUGGGCAAACAACUGGCAAAGCCUGUGAUAGAUUCACCUUUUUGCACGUGGGAAGUGAGGACGACAUACAGGUGAUGGUGCAGCUUGGAGAGAUGCUCUUCUGUCUGACAUCCUGGUGUCCGGAGGAGUUUGAAUAUUAUGGCUGUUACUGCGGGCGAGAAGGAAGAGGCGAGCCAAAGGACAACCUGGACAGGUGCUGUCUGUCCCAUCACUGCUGCCUGGAGCAGGUGAGAAGGCUGGGCUGCCUGCCGGAGAGGCGUCCUCGGUCUGCAGUGUUGUGUGUGGACCGCACACCCAAAUGUGUGGGGCAGAGCCUGUGCGAGAAGCUGCUCUGUGCCUGUGACCAGACAGCGGCCGAGUGCAUAGCCUCUGCCUCCUUUAACCGAAGUCUGAAGUCAUUGGAUGGACACGAGUGCCAGGGCAAGCAGAAGCUGUGCGAAGACAGCGUGCUGGGAGGGCGCUCAGCCUCUUCGGUUGGCUCCAGCUCUGAGGAGAACAGCGAAGAGGCCACGACCCCUGCAGAAGGCCUCAGAAGGAGGAGAUUUCUGAGACAGUCGCCUGGUCCCUCAGUGGCCAGGCCACCCCAGGGAAGUUAG
Chinchilla lanigera (long-tailed chinchilla) is the source of this 1458-nucleotide messenger RNA. It is a transcript of the gene Oc90, whose product is annotated as otoconin 90. Lineage: Eukaryota; Metazoa; Chordata; Mammalia; Rodentia; Chinchillidae. Gene Ontology annotation, cellular component: extracellular matrix. The record is from RefSeq and is a predicted model, not a curated record. Bases 1 to 1458 code for a protein of 485 amino acids. Gene Ontology annotation, biological process: phospholipid metabolic process; arachidonate secretion; lipid catabolic process. The transcript has 14 exons. Gene Ontology annotation, molecular function: calcium ion binding; phospholipid binding.